AUGUUGGAAGGCCUGGUCGCCAACCUGCUCAACCGGUUUCUGGGCAUAUACGUUAAGAACUUCGAUGCCAAGCAGCUAAACAUCGGUAUCUGGUCUGGAGAUGUCAAGCUUCGGAACCUGGAGCUGCGCCGGGAAGCUCUUGAUCAAUUACAUCUCCCGCUCAACGUCGUCGAAGGCCAUGUUGGCGAGCUCACAUUGUCAAUACCAUGGUCGAAUUUGCGGGGGAAGCCGGUCAAGGUCGAUAUCGAGGAUGUAUUCCUGCUCGCGGCGCCGAAAGAGGACGUAGAUUACGAUCCGGAGGAAGAGGAGAGGCGCGCAAAUGCAAUUAAAAUGGAUAAGAUCGAAAGCGCGGAGAUUCUCAGAGAGCGCAACGCGGAAGGGAUGAGCCAGGAAGAACAACGGCGCAAUCAGAGUUUCACCCAGAGCCUUGUCACUGCAGUUAUCGACAAUCUUCAGAUUUCUAUCAAAAACGUGCAUUUCCGUUACGAAGACUCGAUAGCCUCCCCAGGUCACCCAUUCGCUGUCGGUUUCACAUUGAAGGAGCUGAGUGCUGUGAGCACAGACUCAGAAUGGAAACCUACUUUCAUCCAGUCAACUUCGGGUACGACACACAAGAUGGCUAUUUUGGGUGCGCUUUCUGUGUACUGGAACACAGACGCCGAUCUUCUUGGAACAGGUCGCGGCUCAGACAUCGGCGCAGAGGCACAGGGCAUCGAUCAUGCGGAGCUCUUGGAGAGGUUGAGGUCGGGCAUCGACAAUGAGGACGGGAAUCAAUUCAUUCUGCGACCAGUCAGUGGACGCGCUGGUCUAGAGAUGGAUAAAACCGGAAGUCAUGAGCGACCGGCCGUCAAUGCGAGGCUAUUGUUUGACGAGAUUGGGUUCGUUCUGGAUGAUGAACAGUACCGGGAUGGACUAAUGCUUGUCGACCUCUUCCACUGCUACAUUCGCCAUCAAGAAUACAAAAAACUGCAGCCGAAAUCGAAACCGAAGGAGGAUCCCAGAGCCUGGUUCAGAUAUGCGGGAGAAGCAGUGCUGAGUAAAAUCCAUGAUCGGAACAGGCAAUGGACGUGGGAUUACAUCAGAGAACGGAGAGACGAUCGGAUCGCGUACAUCGACCUCUUCAAGAAGAAAAAGCGGGAAGAGGUAAUGGCACCAGAGGAUACUGAAGAGUUCAACCGACUGGAAAGGAAGCUGAGUUAUGAGGAUAUCCGAUUCUGGCGCUCUCUGGCGAGAAAUCAACUACGGAAGGAAAACGUAGGUGUCAAGAAGCCCGCACGACAGCAGACUUGGUCUGAAUGGAUAUGGGGGUCUAAGAAAGAGGAUUCGGAGGAAACUGCCAUGACAGAGGAGCAGCGGCAAGAGCUCUACAGCGCCAUCGAUUGGGACGAAAAGAAAACAAUCACAGAAAGCGUCGAUGUUCCUCGAGAGUGGGUCAAACUCCAAGUGAACGCCGGUCUGAAAGCCGGAAGUCUGACUCUGGUGCGCGGUCCCCAUGGGGCUGCAAAUGAGAUCAUGAAGUUUGUGUUCGACAACUUCAGGGCCAAAGCAUUGCAACGCCCGGAUUCUUUAUUUUUGGACCUUGAUCUUGGGGGCUUGAGAGUAUACGAUGGAACAACCGAAGGCACUCUGUAUCCGCAGAUUGUGAAAGUGAAGGACUCACUUCCAGAGCCGAAGCAUCGCUUGUCACAGAUAUCCAGCAGUGAAGAGUUUGACUCUGAGGAGGGCGCUGAAGAGCUGGAAGAUGAAGAUAGCUUGUUCCAUCUGCAGCUUGAGCAGAAUCCCCUGGAAAGCGACGCCGAUUCAGCUGUCAAAGUAAAGCUGAAAAGUAUCGAGGUCAUCUACAACCCUAGGUUUAUUGUGGAGAUUACGAGAUUCUUCAGACCACCUGAGCGGCACAUGGAAUCCAUUGGCGCCAUCCUUGAUUCCGCCGGUGCAACCGUGGAAGGAAUUCGACAGCAAACCCGCGCAGGUUUGGAGUUCGCUUUGCAGGAGCAUAAGAAGGUCGAUGCGCAGUUUGAUGUCCACGCUCCUUUAAUCAUCGUUCCAGAAAGUAUCACCCAGGAAAGCUCACUGUGCCUGAUUGUCGAUGCCGGUCAUGCUAGCGUCAAUAGUGAACUAGUGGACAGGCAGACGAUGAGGGAUCUUCAGUCAAAGCAGAAGCGACAGUAUGAUACGGGCGAUUAUAAAGAGCUGGAACACCUGCUUUACGACAGGUUCUUGAUAAAGCUUGACUCCACACAAGUCGUUAUAGGUCCCGGGAUUGAAGCCACCAAAGCCCAGCUUGGGCCGGAUGUCGAGUCGAAAAACCUACACAUCAUUGACCGCAUCAAUGUCGAUUUCGUCUUAGAAAUGUGCAUCGUGCCAAAACUGACUGAACUAACGCGAACGCGGAUAUCAGGCCAUCUUCCCGAGCUUCAUGCGUCAAUGUCGGACACUAAAUACAAGGGGCUAAUGAAACUAAUCGACAUCGCCAUUCCGCGCUUUGAUGAUGAAGUACAGGAGACGAGCCCCCCCAAGAGUAAACAGGGAACGUCCAUAAGUAACACUCGGGCCAGAUCUUCCUCUUUUCAACCGUUCAGCCAAAGAGAACUUCCCGUUGUGGACGACGAAGAGACGGAUACUGAAGACAAUGACCAGACUAGUAAAAGUGUGGACAAGCUUCCUGACAUUCAUCGUCGUGAUUUCGAGUUUAAGUUCACUGUCGGCUGCCUUCGUGGCUCCCUGUUCCGGUCGGAUUCUACCGACCCCCUUCGCGAACAGCUGCUGGCUGAACUCGUUGCUGAAGGAUUUGCAUUAGAAUUCUAUAUGCGACCCUUUGACAUGGUGGCGGAAGUGAUUUUGAAGUCUCUCAGCGUAGAUGACUACAUAGAGGAGAAUCCGGUCCCAGAAUUCAAGAAAAUCAUCUCCUCAACGGGUUUCGAUGCGGACGACAACAAAGAUCUUUUCUAUCUGAAAUUUGUUCGAGUGAAACCCGAGUCCCCAGAGUUUCAUUCAACAUAUGAGGGAGUGGCGAUGAAUCUUGACAUCUCUGUGUCAACCAUCAACCUUGUCGUUACGAGAAAAACGCUCCUGACACUUUUGGACUUCAUUCUUCUCACGUUUACAAACCCACAGCAACCAAGUCAAGGUGCUCAGGCAGAACGCACCGUUGAGGACACCGACUCUGAGGAACAGCAACCACAACAAGAGGGGAAGAUCCGCAUCAAGGCUGACAUGAAGAGUAUUGCUCUGAUCCUAAACAACGACGGGGUUAGACUCGCUACACUCAGUCUUAAUACGGCAGAUGUGGGGAUUUUCCUUGUUGGUCGGACCAUGCUUAUUCAAUCUCGCAUUGGAAGCUUGACAUUGAUAGAUGAUGUCAAUACUGGUGCAAAGAAGAGCUCCGAUCUAAGGAGGCUCCUGACAAUCGAGGGUGACAAUUUUGCCGACUUCAAAUACCAAACUUUUGACUCUGAGAGCUUCGACUACCCAGGCUAUGAUUCAGAAGUCUUUUUAAGAUCGGGAUCGAUCAAGAUCAACUUCCUCGAAGAACCUUAUCGAAAGAUCAUCAAUUUCCUGGUGAAGUUUGGCAAGAUGCAAGCCAUUUUCAACGCUGCCCGACAAGCCGCGGCCAACCAAGCCAACCAACUGCAGGAAAACGCCUCUCGAAUGCGCUUCGACGUGGUUGUUAUGACCCCGAUAUUGGUUUUCCCUGGCACUAUGAGCGAGGAUCGACCGUAUGAUACGGUGACUGCUCACCUAGGUGAAAUAUAUGCCAAAAACACGUUCGUGCCUCUUGAAGAGAAGCCAGACAGUCCCGCCGUGAAUUUAAUAUCCACAGGGAUCCGGAAUAUUCGCCUCACAUCUAAGUUCCAUUACGCUGGGGGUGCUGUAGAAGAGCUCGAAAUGAUCCAAAAGGUCAACCUUGACUUCAGUAUAUGUUACCUUGAGCAUCAGCCGGAUAAUCCACGCCCGGAUAUGGAAAUCGAAGGGACAAUGUCACCCAUUAACCUCCGAGUUUCGCAGAAGCAACUCAAAUUCCUUCUUGACAUAAGCAGGACCGCACCCAAUGCCUUUGUGACUGAUUCCGAACAGCAGGAAUUGGAGGCAAUGGAAGCUCUUCCUUCCCUGACCGAGUCCGGAAAAGAUGCACAAUCCAGCUCUGUUCAAAGUACAAACCAGCAAGCUGUAGCAACUGCAGAUACCAAUGGUAAACAAGAAAGUUGGGUCCGGCUUGACAUGAUCUUCAAAGCAGAUAGCGUGGGACUUGAGCUUAUCCUUGGGAAAGACGACACGCCUAUUGGUAGUCUUGACGAUUCCAGCCUAUCUAAGUUCUCGCUCAAUGACACUCGUGUCAAACUGCGCAUGCUAACAGACGGUGCACUCGAGUCGGAGCUUUUGAUCCAUUCGUUCUCUAUCCGUGAUAGUCGGAAACAGGAGACGAAUAAGUUCAGAAAAAUUAUGUCGCUGAUCAACAACGAUGUCAAGCAGCAGUUCAUGGCUAGCGUCUCUAUAUCACCCGGGCCUGACAAACAGCUUAUCGCGAUGUUGACUAUUGAUAGCCCCAGGAUCAUACUGGCGCUAGAUUACCUUUCGGCACUACAGUGUUUUGCCAACGCUGUUUUUGCCACAAACGAGCCCGUGGAGGAUGAGGAGGAUGAAGAAUCUCUGGAAGAAGAUGAGCCUAGGUCUAGUAUGGCGGACAGCACUGACGCAUCUUUACGCUCGCCCUCACUCGAAGAGGAACGCACGGCACCAAGCCAGAUGGCAAUUUCGUUUAGAGUGAGCCUAGUUGAUGCUCAGAUUAUUACUAUCGCCAACCCCGCAAUUCCUCAUACUGAGGCUAUAGUUCUCGGGGCGAAGGAGGUCCUUUUUUCGCAACAGAAUGUUUCGACCCUUCACGUAAGCAAAGUCGGAAUGUUCCUCUGCCGCAUGGACAAGUUCGAGACGAGCAGGCUUCGGAUUCUGGAUGAUUUCACGCUCGAUUUAUCGAUGGAUAGUCGCCCACAGGACAGAGGCGCAUCACUAACGUCCAUUGAUAUUCACGUCGAACCGCUUGUCUUACGUCUCUCCCUUCGAGAUAUCUUGAUGGCAGUGCAAAUUGUCAAUAAGGCCUCAGAGAUGCGGGCCGAAAGGACUUUGCCGGAUGAAUCUGGCGAGAUUAAAGCGUUACCAGAAAACAAAGGCACAUCUGUUUCGAGGUCGAGAAGGAAGUCAUCGGUUGGCAAACAAACGUCAUCAGCUGCCACGAAAAGGUCGCACCGGCGCUCAAGUGCUGCAGUGAACGCCAUUGAUCGCAAGCCCGUCACCCAACGCUCCGUGAUUUUGAAACGAGAGGAGCUUAAAGCUCAGGUUGAUGGAGCCAGAGUCAUCCUUAUCGGCGAUUUGCAUGAUCUCCCCUUGCUAGAUUGGAGCGUCAAGAAGUUCAAUGUUGAUGCUCGUGAUUGGUCGUCGACUCUUACCGCAGAUACCAGUUUUGACACCUUUGUCAACGUUUACAACUUUUCCAAGUCGGCAUGGGAACCCCUCAUCGAGCCCUGGCAACUGGGCAUUCACAUGGCCAAGGAAGUCCACCCCGAAGUAUUCUCGGUUGACGUGUACUCCCACAAAACGAUGGAGCUGACAGUCACGUCUGCUACGAUAGACCUCGCGUCCAAAUCGUUCAAGUUCUUCAAUACCGAUGAGGAUGUGCUCUCAAAGCCAAGAGGGGCCGAUGCACCUUAUCGGAUCCGCAAUUACACCGGCUUUGACCUCCAUGUUUGGGCUGAUGUUGCUGAAGGAGAGGAAGGACCGGCUGCUAAGCUGGCUGACGGUGAAGAAUAUCCUUGGCGGUUUGAGGACUCGACAUCCAUGCGUGAAACCCUUGCUCCAGAAGGUCAAGCUGGACUCGUCGGCGUAAAGCUGGAAGGUAGUGGAUUCGACAGUGUCACUCGUAUACCCGUUGUUCGGGAAGGCGAGAUGCUGUACAACCUGAAACCCAAAAAGGACGCUGUACUCCAUCGACUCCUAGUCGAGGUCACGCUGGGUCCUGACAAUGUGAAGUACAUUACAAUUCGGUCCCCACUACUUGUUGAGAACAAUACGCAAAUACCGGUGGAACUCGGUAUCUUUAACCCGCAAGACGGCCAUCUUCUGAAGAUCGAGAAGAUACUCCCUGGCGAGGCUAGACCUGCGCCUGUUGGAGCUGCGUUUAUGCAUUCUAUCGUUAUCCGACCCGAUCAGGGCUUUGGAUAUGAUUGGUCGCACGAACAGUUACACUGGAAAGAUCUCAUGCGCCGUCCUACCCGUACCAUCAAAUGCUUGAGCGAGGGCGGACAGCAAGCUCCUCCAUUCUACUUCCAGACCAACGCCACUUUCAAUGCGAAGGACCCACUCACAAAGAUCUAUCCGUACAUGCGGAUCCGGGUCUUCGCGCCUGUUGAGAUUCAGAACCUGCUACCUUACGACUUCAAGUACCGCAUCUAUGACAAGAAUACGAGGAAAGACUGGACAAACUUCCUGCGCAAGGGUGGUGUUAGCCCGGUCCACGUCGUUGAAUUGGCACACCUCUUAUUGCUCAGCGUUGACCUCGAGGAUACGGUAUUCAAACAAAGCGACUUUUCCAUUAUCAACGGGAAUGCGCAUGAUUUCAGGAGAGAGCAUACCUUGUCUUUGAAAGAUGAGCGGGGCCUGUCACUGAAAUUGAAACUGCAUUUCUACAAUGUACCGGACAGUGGAGGGGCGUUCAGAGUCUCGGUGUACAGCCCAUAUCUCAUAUUGAACAGGACAGGUCUUACGAUGGAGGUGCAAAGCAAGGCUUUUAUGCAAUCUGCUCGCUCCGCAGCGGGGCAAGGUCUAAGGGCCGAAGCUAGCACGAGGCAAAGACGGGUUCGUCCGUACAUGUACUCAUAUCCUACAGAAGACCAGAAGAACCGAUCCAUACUAAGGGUAGGCGAUUCUUCUUGGAGCAAACCGCAAAGUUUCGAAGCUAUUGGAAGCACUUUCGAAGUUGUCCUUCCCGACACUGAUGGUAGAUCAGAAUACCAUGCGGGUGUGUCGGUCGCAGAAGGUGAAGGGAAAUACAAGCUGACCAAGAUCGUCACAAUCGCACCUCGCUUCGUGUUGAAAAACAAGCUUGAGGAGGACAUUCUCGUCAGAGAACCAGGCUCUUCGAACGUCACAAACAUCAAAGGUGGUGAUCUGGUACCUCUUCACUUUUUGCGCCAGACUGGCGAGAAGCAGCUCUGCCUCUGUUUCCCUGGUGUGAACAACCAGUGGUCCUCCCCGUUCAAUAUCGCAGAUAUUGGAACGGUACAUGUCAAGCUGGCCAGACAGAACCAACGACAACGGCUGAUCAAGAUUGAUGUCAUUAUGGAAGCUGCCACCCUUUUCGUCCAUCUAAGUCUCGAGAACCGCAACUGGCCAUUCUCCAUGCGCAACGAGAGUGAUAUCGAUUUCAUGUUUUAUCAGGCGAAUCCGAACUUGGAAGAUGAUGAGGAAGACCGGACGAAUACCUGGAGACCGAUCCGCUACCGUCUACCUCCUCGCAGUAUCAUGCCGUACGCCUGGGAUUUCCCUGCGACCAAGAACAAGUCCCUGGUGUUGGCGUGCAAGGGCAAAGAGCGGCGCAUCAGGCUUGCCGAGAUCGGAAACUUGAUACCUAUGAGGAUUCCACCCGCCCAGCAUGGAGAGCCGCAAAAGAUCAUUGACAUCAACAUUGUUGCGGAUGGACCUACACAGACUUUGGUUCUAUCGAAUUUCAAACCAUCGAAGAGUAUAUACCGACAGCAGAGAUCGCAGACCUCUCAGACAAGCGUAAAUACUGGGUUUGAAGUCAAGGAGUUCGACUCGGACGUCAACUUCAAGGCCCAGCUUCAUCUUGGUGGUAUUGGCAUCUCUUUGAUCAAUCAAAAGAUGAAGGAGCUGCUUUACAUGACGUUCCGUGAUAUCGAGGUCAAGUUCAAGGAGUCCAAGGCGUAUCAGACGCUGAACACCACCAUCAAAUGGAUUCAGAUUGACAACCAACUCUACGGCGGAAUUUUCCCAAUGCUGCUGUACCCCAGUGUUGUUCCGAAGACCGGCAAAGAAAUGGAGGCCCAUCCCAUUUUCCAUACUAUGAUUACCCGCGUCAAGGAUGACUCGUAUGGUGUACUUUACAUAAAGUAUGCCACACUGCUUCUCCAGCAGAUGACACUCGAACUGGACGAGGACUUCAUUAUGGCUAUGCUUGACUUCACAAAAGCGUCCGGUGCAGCUUGGUCUGGAAAGAACGAAGACAAACUCUGUGAAGAAGAAUUGAAUAUUCCGGAGCCACAGACAGAAGGCCUUGCCCAGGAUGUAUACUUUGAGCUCCUGCAUCUGCAACCUAUGCAGCUUGAUAUUUCCUUCAUGCGCACUGAAAGAGUCAAUGUUGAGGAUACAUUGCAGCCUUCCAACCCCUUGAUGUUUAUUGUCGAUGUGAUGACAAUGUCAAUGGGCAAUGUGAAUGAUGCGCCUAUCAAGUUAAAUGCCCUGAUGAUAGAGAAUGCACGUGUCUCGUUCCCUGUCCUCGCCACCAACAUCCAGAGGCACUACACCCAGGAAUUUAUCCGGCAAAUUCACGUUGUUCUCGGAUCUGCGGAUUUCCUUGGAAAUCCUGUUGGUUUGUUCAAUACCGUCAGCUCUGGAGUGGCGGCGAUCUUCUACGAGCCGUACCAAGGCCUCGUGAUGACAGAUCGGCCGCAAGAGCUAGGUUAUGGUAUUGCUAAAGGCUUUGGGAGCUUCGCGAAGAAUACUGUCUUUGGUUUUUCGGAUAGUAUUUCUAAGCUCACAGGUAGCAUGUCGAAAGGCCUUGCUGCUGCAACGCUUGACAAGGAAUUCCAGAAUGAAAGACGGAUGUCUAAGACUCGCAAUCGGCCAAAGCAUGCACUGUACGGCAUUACGGCUGGUGGUAGAGCAUUCGGAAACAGUAUUGUCAGUGGCAUUGAGGGCAUCGCGCGGCAUCCACUCCAUGGCGCAGAGAAAGAAGGUAUCCAAGGAUUUUUCAAGGGUGUCGGAAAAGGUUUCCUUGGGUUGGCUACCAAGCCAGCCAUUGGCGCCUUUGAUCUUGCUUCCAAUCUUGCGGAAGGUGUACGAAACACCACAACGGUGUUUGAUGCAGAAGGCCUCGAUCGAGUUCGCCUUACCCGCUUUGUCGGCAUGGACGGCAUCGUCCGGCCAUACUCCCAGCGGGAAGCGCUCGGCCAGCUCUGGCUCAAGACAGCCGAUGACGGAAAGUACUUCAAUGAGGAUUACAUCGCCCAUCUCGAACUUCCCGGGCGCGAUAUGCUUAUUAUGUUGACCUACGACCGAAUCAUGCUCGUGCGUAGUAAGAAGCUCGAGACCGAUUGGGACAUACGAUUGACGGACAUACAAACCAUCUCCAAAGAGCGCACUGGUAUGAGCAUCAUGCUCAAGGGUGGCGCCAAUGGACCGUUCAUCCCUGUACAAGAUGAGAGUGCACGGAACUGGCUGUAUAGACAGAUUGCCAUUGCUGUCAAUGCAUUCAACGAGAAAUACACCAACAGGGCAUGA
Molecule: messenger RNA, 9510 nt
Organism: Aspergillus mulundensis
Lineage: Eukaryota; Fungi; Ascomycota; Eurotiomycetes; Eurotiales; Aspergillaceae
Product: membrane morphogenesis protein VPS13
Exons: 4
Coding region: 1-9510 (3169 amino acids)
Biological process (GO): protein targeting to vacuole; late endosome to vacuole transport; protein retention in Golgi apparatus
Cellular component (GO): extrinsic component of membrane
Source: RefSeq, a predicted model, not a curated record